Molecule: messenger RNA, 741 nt
Organism: Paramecium sonneborni
Lineage: Eukaryota; Ciliophora; Oligohymenophorea; Peniculida; Parameciidae
Source: the annotation of a GenBank genome assembly
AGAAAAUGUAAGUGAAUUAUGAAGCUUUGAUAGAUGGUAUAAAUAAAUAUAUGAUUAUAAAUAGAGGCUAAGAAUAAGAUGCUUAAAUGGUAAGAAAUAAAUGAAUAGAAUAUGUGGGAAUUAUAUUCAAAUAAAGAUGGAUAUAUUGUGUAUACAAAGAAGAAUCCAGAAAAUGGAAUAGCAAUGAAUAGGACUUAAACAGAAAUAGCAAGAACACCAGAUUAAAUAUUAGAUUUGGUAGGAGAUGUGAAUAAAAGACCAUUGUAUGAUGAGAAGAUUGAAACUGUAUAAUAAUAGAUUUAUUAACAUAGGCUCAUGUGAUUGAAUAAAUAGAUGCCAAUACUAGAAUUGUUUAUGUUAGAAUCAAACCACCCAUUCCUUUUAUGAAUAGUAGAGAUUUAGUAAUGGUUCAGAAGGUCUAUAAAUAAAAUGAUGGCAUAUAUAUUGUUUGUUGUAAGAAAAUCAUUAAACUUUAUAAUAGCUAAAUCAAUCAUUCAUUAGAAAACUCCACCUAUUCACAAAGUUGAAAGAGCAGAAAUGCAUUUAAGUGGUUGGAUUAUCAUACCUCAACCAAAUCAAGUAUAUAGCUAAUCUUUAAUAUUUAGAUGACUAAAAUCAUUGCUAUAUAGUGUUUUGAUCCUAGAGGUGAUGUACCAUAAUCAGUGACUAAUCAAUAUGCAAAGUUGUAAUCAGACAUGAUGAAAGCAGCAGUAAAAUAUAUUGCACUUAAUUAUAAAUGAG